This is a messenger RNA of Olea europaea var. sylvestris, 1868 nucleotides long. Its product is annotated as dolichyl-diphosphooligosaccharide--protein glycosyltransferase subunit 1B. The record is from RefSeq and is a predicted model, not a curated record. Gene Ontology annotation, cellular component: membrane; oligosaccharyltransferase complex. The transcript is spliced from 9 exons. The coding region runs from base 108 to 1526 and encodes 472 amino acids. NCBI's taxonomy places the organism in Eukaryota, Viridiplantae, Streptophyta, Magnoliopsida, Lamiales, Oleaceae.
CUUCGUAACACUUUGACGAGGCCUUUUGUGUAAAUUUCCCGGCGUUAUUUCACACACACAAAUGCCCUGAGAAGACUGAUCAGUAACAAAGUCUACGCUACGCAGCAAUGGGAGCCACGGCGAACUUCCGAAAAGCAAUAAUUUUCUCUGUUCUCUUUUUCUAUUCUAUGUUGCUGGUGAAAACGUUGUCGUCUUCUCCUCCUUCUUCGAACCUCCAGAUCCUUACAGCUGAACGCAGGAUUGACUUGACUUCGCAUAUUGUUAGGGUUUAUUUGACCUUGAAGGUUGAGAAUACUGGGGAAGCUCCAGCAGCAGAAGUCCUUCUUGCCUUCUCGCCUGCACAGUUUGAUCAUCUAGCUUUGGUCAAAGCAGCAGCCGCUGUUGGCAAGAAGAAGAAGAAAACAUAUCUUCCUCUUGAAGUGAACCCAUCUGAUCACCCUGAUGCACCAAAUGGAACCAAAUACUAUUCCAUAUCUCUGCUCAAACCAUUAGGCAAGGCUGAAUCAAUCACUCUAGAAAUACUUUACAUGUUAACACACUCUCUUGAACCAUUCCCAGCAGAGAUAAGCCAGUCAGAGUCUCAAUUGGUUUAUUACCAUGAUAGUGCUGUUAUUCUCUCUCCAUAUCAUAUAAAACAGCAGGCAUCUAUGGUUAAGACACCAACUUCAAAGGUGGAAUCAUUCACAAGAGUUGAACCUACUGACCGCUCGGGCACAGAACUGAGAUAUGGACCUUAUGAGGACCGUCAUCCUUAUUCAUACUCGCCCGUAAUCAUUCAUUUAGAGAACAAUAACGCAUUUGCUGUUGUUGAGGAGCUUGAGCGGGAAAUCGAGAUAUCUCACUGGGGCAGCAUCCAGGUUACCGAGCAUUACAAGUUAGCUCAUGCUGGUGCCAGGCAUAGAGGCAUUUUCUCAAGGGUUGAGUAUCAAUCUAGACCUUCCAUUAGUGGUGUCUCUUCCUUCAAGCAUCUUCUUGCAGAGCUACCCCCAAGGGUUCAUUCUGUCUACUACAGAGAUGAUAUAGGGAAUAUCUCGUCAUCACGUUUGCGCACAAAUUCCAAGAAGUCGGAGCUGUUAAUUGAGCCACGUUAUCCUUUAUUUGGCGGCUGGAAAGCAACUUUUAUCAUCGGAUACGGGGUGCCACUCCAGGACUUCCUUUUCGAGUCGGAUGGUGGUUCACGUUACCUGAAUUACACUUUCGGGUGUCCUUUGUCUGAGACAGUUGUUGACAAGUUGACUAUAAAAGUUGUCCUUCCAGAGGGAUCAAAGAACCCUUCUGUCAAAGCUCCUUUUACAGUAGAACAAAGUAUGGAGACCAAAUACUCGUAUCUUGAUGUUAUUGGGAGGACUGUGGUGGUUCUGGAAAAGAAAAAUGUUGUACCUGAGCAUAAUGUUCCUUUCCAGGUCUAUUACAACUUCAACCCAAUGUUUAUGCUUGCAGAACCAUUGAUGCUAGUUUCUGCCUUUUUCCUUUUCUUCAUUGCUUGCAUUGCAUACCUGCACAUGGAUCUUUCUAUACGCAAAUGACAAAGCCCCAAAGAUCUCAGGAGCUCAAAAUUCAGUCUCUUGCUUGUGACUUGGAGCAGCUACAGUCAGUCAGCCAAAUAUAGAAGAUUCAUGGAAGUUGAGUAACGGGUACAAGGAUUGAUUUAUAUCAUAUCUGCGAGAGUAUUUGGUGAUAUUUAAGUCGAACUAAUUUCUAUUCUUCAAAUGUUUAUGUAUCUUGUAAGAAAGAAAAUGGAAAAACAGUUUCCAAGUGAGACAGUUUAGUGGACUAUGAAAAAGUUUUGCAGCUAAUCGACAGUGAAAACUGUAUUUGCGACAUUAAUCUGUUUUUAGUUUUCGAGUUGAAGACUGGAGUUCAGUGAA